Stomoxys calcitrans (stable fly) is the source of this 2992-nucleotide messenger RNA. RefSeq lists its product as uncharacterized. The transcript has 4 exons. NCBI's taxonomy places the organism in Eukaryota, Metazoa, Arthropoda, Insecta, Diptera, Muscidae. The record is from RefSeq and is a predicted model, not a curated record. The coding region runs from base 1 to 609 and encodes 202 amino acids.
AUGCGAAAUGCACACAACAUAAAACUAUCAACUGGCUGGCCGCGUGUAACUGGAAGAGCCCACUCUGAUCUGAUUGUGAUUUUAACCGCGAUCGCGUCAAGAGAGCAAUUCUUAGCGCGAUUUCAUUCAUUCAUUGUUGGCCCGAAAAUUUGCCCAUUGCUCUUUGAUUGUCUCUUUGAUUUGUUCUUCUCAUUCACUUUGUUUUUGGAAAUUGUUAUUGUUUUGUUUUUGUUCCUGGUUCAUCUUUGCCGUCGUUGCCGCCAACUUGAAAGAAUUGAACAAUUUGGGCAUAUUUGUGAUACAAGUGGAGUUAAAUAUGCAGGAAUUUACCACAGCAGCUCUGUGAUUCACAGUUUGCAUCAUUGGCUGUUGCAAUGUGCCGUCGGUAAUGCUAAUAUUGAUCUUAAAGAACAUAUCCUAAUAUGCAAUUGGAUAAUGUUCUUACUUCAAAUUGCCGAUAAUUGGAGUUUUCUAGGAACGCAUAAAUCUUGUCAUAUAACAACAACAACAACGCGGAAGUGGUUGUUGUUACCCCAAUUCAACUCUGGAAUCUCUAUAAGCAGUCAUGUUUUCUUAAAGGCCAACCACAGCUCAAAACCUAUCACAUAACCCGAAGUCAUAACAAGCCAUAUUAAUUAGCAUUAGAACCACGCAGCAUACCAUGUCUGGAGCUGCGAAUCGAAUGCGAACGCUAUUGCAUCAGCAACAAGAACAACAACACCAAUUAUCACCUAUACAGACGAAUUUUUAAGAAUUUUAAUGAUUCCAGACCAGCCAUAUAGACUACGAUUUUGCUUUAGCAGACCAAAUUUCUACAUUUGAGAAGGAGGAUAUCGAAGACGAUUCUAGCCGAGUCGUAUAGUGCCAUUUAACCGUAACCGUAAUAAUACCAAAACCUAAAUAAUAAUGGAUGAAGAAGAAGUAAGUAUCCAUUUAAAUUGGCCACCUCCUAUUGCUGAGGAAAGGCCAACAAAAAAAUCGCCUAAUAAUUAUGAUAAAAUGUAAGUGAAACCACAAACAAAAAUUGAGUUCUCUUUGUUGUCCACGAAAAUCAAAUAAUCGACAAAGACCACAUGAACUUCCAAAUAUCCUAAAUUUUCCAUCGUCUUGAAAAAUUUGUUGAGUAUGUUCUACAGCUGCGUGUAAGUCAUAAUUAUGAAUUUGCAAAAUAUAGGCAUCAAUUACACAUUGGACAACAACCUACUUAAUUAUUGACAAUUAUUUGACAAUGAAAGAAAUAUUAAAACACACAUAAAUUAAAGGUUAAUAUUUACAUAUUUUACAGCAGUAAUUACAUAUGCGUAGAAAAAAUUUUUGCUGUGUUCCGGAAAAGAUUUAAGAAUUGAAGUCAUUUUGAAAAAUACUAUAUUGCUAGUGGAUAACAUUUAAAUGUAUAUUGACUCAUAUUAAUACCAAUGGUACAACAAUUUUCUCUGUGAUAGGGGCGUCAUGUUAUUUUAAAUGUUAUUAAAUGUUAAUUUUAGAAGAUAAAGUUUUUCAUGCUGCAGAAGGCCUUUUGCAUUUGGACAAAUACGAUUGAAUUUGAUGUAUGAAAAGUCAUAUGAUGAGACAUUUAAUGAAAUGUUUUAAAAUAUUAGAAGGCGGAAUCAACUUGGGAAACUUGCUUUAACCUAAAUAUAAUACGGGACUGUUAAAGAUAUCAAAACCCUUGGGGCAAAAGUCUUUCAAUAUGACUGUUUUAACAUUAAUAUUGACUAAUUCAUGAAGGAAUCAGUUUGACAAUGACUGUAGAAUGAUGGGUUGAAAUAAUGCAGACCUUGUAUGAGAUGAAAACGUUCUCGUGCUAUCGAAUAUUGGUUUCAAAAAUGAAAACGAAGGCGAUUUUUUAGGUGACUUGGAUAAUAAAAACUAAAGUGAUUUGUUUAUGACCAUAAAUUUCCUAUAACUAAUAAAUUGUUAUCAUUAAAUUGAUUCAACAUAGGCUUCAAUUACUUAAAUUACGUUAAAGUGUAUAUGACAUUUACUGAAUUUCUUUAGGUUUUUAGGAUACUGUUUAUUAUUAUUUUCAUACAUAAAUACAUAGAUGUAUGAUACAUGAGCCAAAUUCUGAGUGCUCCACUGGAUGUUGUUUCAAGCUUUUACCAAGUUUAGAGCUUCUUCAUGGUUACUUUAAUUUUUAAAAUAUGUCAAAAAUUCUCAAUCGGAUUGCAAUUCUCUUCAAAUGUUUUAUCGUCUUAAAAAAAGUAAUGCAAUCGAAAGUCAGUUGCCCAAGUAUCAAAUAGUUUUCGUUAUAUCUUGUCGUUUAAUGUUUACAGAAAGCAAUAUCCGACUAUACAGGUUCCACAAUGUCUGACCGUCCGGUUUAACAGUAUUUUUUGAACCUCGGAUAUACCAUCUGAAUCUGUUAACUCAUCUUAAAACAUUUCGUUUCUCCAAUCAUUGGGUUUGGGUUUUUUUUUUCAUGCUGAGUCCAAAAUCAGGCAAACCAUUUUUGAUUUAGUUUAAAUCCCUUCAACUAUGGUCAUAAAGAAUCUCUUAGUGUCAUUGUGGAGUCAUAAUAAGUAUGAUUUAAAAACAUUAGCAUUGCGUACUCUUUCCGCAGUUGGUAAUAUGGUGUUGAUGGUAAAUCUAUGGGUUCAUUAUUUCUAAAAGAAAAUUUUAAGUUUGUCACAAAAAACUUGAAGAUAGGAAAGACAAUCAAAAAAUUGGUUGAUAUUCGCAUGUAAUAAAAUAAGAUGAUGCAAAUUAGUUAUACCUCAAAACAAUGGUUAUUAUUUUACAAAUAAUUACAACAAUAAAAGAAUUAAUGCGGCAAUAACUAUUAAAAAAAAAAAUUCUUAACACUCAAACAUAUUUUAAAAAUAGUCGGUAAAAUCGACUAUGUAUUUUCAUUUCAACACAUAUAUACAAUUAAAUAUUUUUCCCAAACAUGUUUAGCACCUCGACGAAAUGUUGUUACUUCCUUCUAAAGUAAUAGUCGGCUUAGUCGACUAUAUAUACGUACAUAUAUAUAUAUAUACAUAUAUUUAAU